AUGCGCUCUGCAUCGUCUUUGGAUCAGCUCAAUGUUUGGGAUGAUGAGCCACUUCGUUGUUUGCUUCUUAACUCUGCAACGUUAGUUGUAACUUCGUACAGAGCUUUCAUUGCAAUGAGUGGGUGGCAGUCGGUGGUGAUCGACAGUGGUCGACAAAUGGUGGUCGACGGUGGUUGGUGGUGGUUGGCGGUGGUUGGCGGCUACAUGAGUAGGAGGCAACUUCAUCUCCUUAUCCAAGCUUUAGUCUUUUCAAGCUUCAAGCUUUCUCCUUCUUUUCAAGAGAGGGCCUCCACUCACUCUGCACUCCCACCCUGCUAUUCCGCUGCUUCCUUUCCCGGCGAAGACCACACGGUGAGGAGUCCAUCGGAGUACAAAAGUUUAAGUUUAAUGGCCACCGCUUGCGUCAAUAGUAUCGACAUGCCGCCGGAGAACUUCCUCGGGUGCCCGCCGUUUUAUCCUUCUUACAAUUGGUUCGGCCCAGAAGUCUCCUUCAGCCGUGAAAAUGUUGAUUCGAAGAAUGGUGAUGUUGAGAAGCUUGAGGUCGGGCUGAAUAAGUCCCCCCCCGCCGAUGAGCUCUUCUCCGACGGCAAGUUAGUCCCGCUCCAGCUCGCACUGGUGAGGGCGGAUGCGGAUCAGUGUCCGCCGAAGGUUCCUGUUCGCUUAUCACCCGAGCCGAUCAAAUCGCAACUUAGGUUUGAAAUCGCUGGAUCUGAUGAUGAUCUGCACGAGUUUUCUCCCAAAGCGCCGAAAUGUUCUAGUCGGUGGAAGCAACUACUCUGUCUGAAGAAGGUGCAGAGUCCUAUUAAGCCAGCGCAUCUUAAAUCCACUUUUGUUUCUUCCAUGGCUGAAAAUGCCAGAUCCUUGAAGCAUUUCCUUCACAGGAACUCCAAAUCUUCUUCGUCCACCGAUUCGUUAAGUCUUCCACUUCUAAGGGACUCCGAUUCCGAAUCGGUUUCCAUUUCCUCCCGCCUCUCACUCUCUUCAUCAUCCUCCAGCGCAGAUCACGAGGAUAUUCCUCGUUUCUCCUUCGAUUUUGAUAAGCCAAUCCCUAACCAAAUAUCAACUACCCCCUUGCUUCUGAACCAACCCCGGAUGCGGUUCGCGAAGAUCAAAUCCUCCGCGUUGGACGGUAAUGUUGCGUUGAGAAGCAGCCGGACUCGUUGUUUACCGGAUUCUGGUGAGAUAUCGCCGCCUCGUGUUCCCUCGGUGGACAGCCCCCGGCUGAACGCAUCUGGUAAGGUAAUUUUUCAGGGACUUGAGAGGAGCUCGAGCAGUCCGAGCACUUUUAAUGGCGGCCCGCGGCCUCGUUCACGCCGAAUGGAGCGGAGCUACUCGGCCAACGUUCGGGUAGCACCGGUACUCAAUGUUCCUGUAUGCACCCUCCCGGUUCAGCGAUGUCUAUCUCUGUAUUUGGCUUUGGGCAGCUAUUCUCGCUACGGAAGAAGGAGAAGAAGUUCUUUAAUGGCGUCGGUAAAGGAACCAAAGCGUAGAACGAGAAGGCUGAGUUAUGAGUUUCAUUCGGUAACUGACUUGAAAAAAAAAAAUACGAACUUUAAUUUUGUUUUUAGUUCCUUUUCCGGAUUUCUAUGAUUGUGUAAAUAUCGUUAUUUUAGGGGUGAUCAAGGGCCAUUUCUCCACUGUUAACCAAUCUCUAUUCGUUUUUAUGUGGUCGAUGUAUCUUUAUGCGGCACUGUGCUAAUCGACAUAUAUCAUACUGAGUGCUGAAAGUCUGAUUGCUGGAACUUUAGCUUUGUUUGAGAUUCCGAUACAUCGCUGUUGCGUUCCAUAAAACGUCUACGUCUCCGAAAGCGCUUUAGGAAGAACGUCAUUUUUGUUUGUUUUCAGAUCGCGAUCGAGGAGCUCCCUUUCACCAUUCUGGAUCGCGUUCCUUCAUUCCGAUGGCUGGAUCGAAGCUUUUAUUUACAAACAUCUUUUAUUUGAGUUUUUCAGACUGUAGCUUUUAAAUGAAAUUACUUUAACAGCAAACGACACAUCAAAGGAGCCUUUGAGAUGGACCAUUGCACUCAUGAUGUUUUGGAAGGAUUACAAUUUUCGGGCAUUUACAUAAAUA
Phalaenopsis equestris is the source of this 2071-nucleotide messenger RNA. RefSeq lists its product as uncharacterized. The record is from RefSeq and is a predicted model, not a curated record. The transcript is spliced from 3 exons. Lineage: Eukaryota; Viridiplantae; Streptophyta; Magnoliopsida; Asparagales; Orchidaceae. Bases 1 to 1590 code for a protein of 529 amino acids.